AUGAGACCGCCGCCACCGCCGCGGCCGGCACUGCACGCUAUCUAUCUCUUCUUUUUCAUCUUCUUCGUAUGGAUCCAUUCGGCGGUCUUUUCUCUACGGCCUCUCUCUUCCGACCCAUGCGACCCUACAACGCUACGGGACCCGCUAACUCUACGAUCAGAUCAGAUGACAGUCCUGAUCAACGGCUAUGCCGAGUCCCGGAUCCCCCUCCUCCGCUCGAUCGCCGCCGCGUACUCUGCGUCCCCGUCGGUCGCCGCGGUGCUAGUCCUAUGGGGAAACCCCACCACCUCGGCCCAAACCCUGGCCCAGCUGGCCCACAAUCUCACUAUCCCCUACUCCGACAGCACACCAGUCUCCGUGAUCCAGCAACCCUCGGACAGCCUCAACCUCCGAUUCCUCCCCAGACCGUCCAUCGCGACGGGCGCCGUCCUGAUCGCCGACGACGACGUCGAGGUGGACACCAAGUCCGUCGAGUUCGCGUUAAGGAUCUGGAGUUCGAAUCGUGACCGUCUGAUCGGGUUCUUUGCGAGAUCGCACGAUCUGGAUUUGUCGAGGCGGGAGUGGAUCUACACCGUCCAUCACGACAAGUACUCGAUCAUGCUCACAAAGCUGAUGAUCAUGAAAAGUGAGUAUUUGUACAAAUACAGCUGCGAGGGUGGGCCUGCCAUGGUCGAGAUGAGGAGAACCGUCGAUCGGAUGCGCAACUGCGAGGAUAUCUUGAUGAAUUUUGUGAUAGCGGAUGGGGCCCAGGCGGGGCCCCUGUUCGUGGGCGCGGGAAAGGCGAGGGACUGGGGCGAUGCGAGGAAUGAUGGACGGCCAGGAUUAGAAGAAGAGGAGAACAGGGUAAUAGAGGUGGGGCUGAGCAGUAGGAGAGGAGAGCACAGGAAGAGGAGGGGGGAGUGUAUUAGAGAGUUCCAUAGGGUGUUGGGGAGAAUGCCGUUGAGAUAUAGUUACGGGAAGGUAGUUAAUUCGGUUGGAGAGCAAGGGUUAUGUGAAAAAAAAGGAAAGCUAGUCUAUUGUGACGAGUAGGUUGGGAAUUUAGUAAUAACAAGUACAAAAAUAGCAAAAAAAAAGUGUGUAAUUUUCUUUAAUUAUUAUUAUAUUUUGAAUUUUUUUCC
This is a messenger RNA of Malania oleifera, 1118 nucleotides long. RefSeq names its product glycosyltransferase family protein 64 C3. The record is from RefSeq and is a predicted model, not a curated record. Lineage: Eukaryota; Viridiplantae; Streptophyta; Magnoliopsida; Santalales; Ximeniaceae. The transcript has a single exon. Gene Ontology annotation, cellular component: membrane. The coding region runs from base 1 to 1029 and encodes 342 amino acids. Gene Ontology annotation, molecular function: glycosyltransferase activity.